AUGUCGAGAUCGAUUCCACCUUCCAAUAGUACCACACCAUCAACGCAAUCGACCGAAUCCGACUCGCCAUCGUCUGUGCACCCACCACCUUGCCAGCCCAGUAAAGAAGACACCGCCUCUUACUUAGAAAGGGUGUCUGUUGGAGGCGUACUCGCCGUCAACGAUCGGGACUACGAUUACAGCAACGGAGAACUCUACAAGGCUGUCAGCUCAAGCUUCAGAGCGCAUUUCGAAAACUUCCCACACCCGUUAACGCUGGCCGAACAUAGCGCCAUCCUCCACCAGACGAUCGAGAGAUUUCCUGACUAUCAUGUCGAGGUCCAAAGCGUCUCGCCGGAGGUCGACAAACGAAAUGGGACGGCCAUAGUGUACAUGGAGACCGAAGUCACUGGAGCACCGCCUGGAACUCGAAUGGCUUUGAUGAAUGAGUUUCGAUGGAGGCGAGAUGGAGGAGCCUGGCAGUGUUGGUUGCAUCAUGGCAUGAAGGGGAUGAGUGAUUUCCAUUGA
Zasmidium cellare ATCC 36951 is the source of this 507-nucleotide messenger RNA. RefSeq lists its product as uncharacterized. The coding region runs from base 1 to 507 and encodes 168 amino acids. Lineage: Eukaryota; Fungi; Ascomycota; Dothideomycetes; Mycosphaerellales; Mycosphaerellaceae. The record is from RefSeq and is a predicted model, not a curated record. The transcript has a single exon.